This is a messenger RNA of Medioppia subpectinata, 1211 nucleotides long. NCBI's taxonomy places the organism in Eukaryota, Metazoa, Arthropoda, Arachnida, Sarcoptiformes, Oppiidae. The record is from the annotation of a GenBank genome assembly.
AUUCAUUUCAUUAUCUCAUCAAUCGUUUGGACUUUUAAUUAUGUUUUAAUUUAAAUUAUAUCUCAAUUAAAGUUUGAAUGUCUUUGGCUUUUAUGUUGACAUCGAAAUGAAGUGUAUUUUGAGAUGAAGACAAUGUCCAACAUUUCCAUCCCAUUAGUUUCGGGAGCGAUGGCCGGGAUGUGCGUUGACUUAACACUCUUUCCCAUUGACACCAUUAAGACACGGAUCCAAAGCGACGCCGGCUUCUGGAAGUCCGGUGGCUUUCGGCGCAUUUACUCCGGCCUCUCGUCAGCUAUGGUUGGAUCCGCACCUAAUGCGGCGCUAUUCUUCUGCGCUUACGAGACUUCGAAGAGUACUUUAAAGACAUAUAUGUCUGAAAGAUAUGAUCCCAUCAUUCAUAUGGUGUCCGCUUCCGCUGGAGAAGUGACGGCGUGUUUAAUACGAGUGCCGACAGAAGUGGUCAAACAGAGAGCUCAGGCCUCCAAUAUGUCCAGCAGUUUAAUAUUGAGGACAACUAUCUCUCGGGAAGGGUUUAGUGGUUUAUAUCGCGGAUAUUUGAGUACAAUUGUACGCGAAAUACCAUUUUCUUUGAUACAGUUUCCCGUUUGGGAAGUGCUUAAAAAGAAAUGGUCAACACAUCAGGGAAUGCCUUUAAAUCCCAUACAAUCGACUGUUUGCGGCGCAACGGCCGGUGGUUUGGCCGCCCUAUUGACCACUCCAUUAGAUUUGGCCAAAACUCGCAUAAUGUUGGCCGAGAGGGGCAAAGCGUUCUCAUUCAUUGAUAUUGUGGUCGUUCUUAAAGACAUUUACCAAAGAAAUGGAUUUAUUGGUUUAUGGUCCGGUGCUGUUCCCCGAGUGACUCAAAUAUCAAUCGGUGGCGCAAUAUUCCUCGGCGGUUACGACAUUAUCUCAACGUUUUUAAAGAGUUUAUGAUUAGAUAUUUUAAAAUUUAUAAAGUACUAUUUAUAUUAUAUUUGUAAUAUUUUAUAUAAUCAUUAGUUGUUUAUUAAUUAGUCAAUAUUCUAGGAAUAAUUAGUCAUUUGUUUUGUAUAAAAAUGAUUUUGUAACUAAAAUUAGUAAUUUUACUUGAAUGUUAUCACCACUGGUCCACAUACCUGUCCAUUACUACCCCAAUUAGAGCAAAAACCAUUUAUCACAAUUAUAAAUUAAAAGUAACUUUUAUUAAACUAUUGAGUAUUGAGUUAAAAUCA